AUGGACUUCGACCACUACGGGCAGAGCUCCCAACAGCCCAGACAACGCCGGAAAAGGGCCGGAAAGAAGCGUAUGCGCAACAAGCUUCCGAUCGCUGCUCGUAUUGCACUAGAUCCUCAGCUUCGCGGCAACGUCGGAGUGCUUUCCGAAGACUUGGCCAACGACCUGUUCGCGCAGCAGACACUCCAGGGUGUUGCGACCGGCGAUGGCAUUCUCUUUGUUGCGAUUUCCCCACAAACUCCGACAUCGUCAUCUGUGGAGGACCAAGCAUGGACCAUUCUCCCGGUCCGAGUCCAGACGUCCCAUACUCAAAUAGCGCAUUCGACUGUUCUAUUUCCCGACUCGGCCGAUUCUCUCCAGCCGUUCCUCCAAGCGCUAGGCAAGAUUGAUUCGUCGCGGAAUUCUUUGCAAACACACCGGUCCGUGGAUAUUCAGAUCUUGGAUGUUGCUCCGCUUCAUCUGGACACCAUCUUCGUCACAGUGGAGCGGGACCUUCUUCGUAAUCAUGAUGAUGUACAAAGUAAAUUUGGUGGUGGUUUCACGUCUAACGCACAUAGCGCAAACGGAGUCUGGCCUAAAGCCGGAAAAGGUGCAGACUCGAGACGUUAUUCAAAGAAGGCAGCGGCGGAUGCUGAAGUGCGAUUGACUGCAGCUGUACGUGAGGCCUUGGCUAGUCAACGCAUUGUUCAUAUGGGAGAUGUACUCCCACUUCCCCUUCCACCUCAUCCUAUUACCUACGCGCCAGCUCCGCCGGCAAGGAUCUCAUUUUGUGAACCCGUUUCACAAGGUCUUUUGAUGCCGGCGACAAAGGUAAUCCUUGUCCAGGCCCGUCCACAAGGUCAUCGCGCAGCUCAAUCGCUUCCUCCACGACAUGCACUCCUCAAACAAGUUGCAGAAGAUGAAGCCGAUGAUACUUCCAAUGAACAGUUCUACUCCGCCGCGGAAGAGAAGCCCGGCGAGAGCGGAACUGAGAUGGAAAUUACAUCUACAGCAGAAGAUUCCGAAACAGAUAUCUCCGCUGGCUCCGCCAGUGAUUCAGACGAUUCCCUUGAAGAUAUGAUCUCUCUUUCAGCCCCCGAACUUCCGCAAGCCCCAUCCGGCGUUAUGUCGUCCAUAACAUCGGCUACCCCUCGCGCGGGAGGCCGACGAGUGGAUGGCGUUCAUACUCCGGGCUCUGUUGCUUCGAACUUCACUUCGGCGACUAUGCGCCCAGGCCGAAGCGGCGGUAAAACUUUCAAAGUCGAAGGUCUAUUGCAACAAGUCCCCAACGAAGUGCUUCACCCUCGACCUCGGGAUGACGAGGACGUCGAUGCCUUCAUCUUUGUCGAUAUUAGCACCCUCGCAAAGAUCGGCUGUUUCUCGGGUGACUGGGUCAGGAUUGAAGCGACCGAGGAACCCCAGCUGAACAUGUUCGCAUCGCUCAAGUUCGGUAGCUUCAACGAUUCUCCAGAGGAUGCUGGCGACUGGCGACCGGUCAAAGUGUUCGGAUUGCCAGGCCUUCCAUCACCAAAGCCUCGAUAUGCUAUUAAUCAUUCGGGCGACCGAAGAUCAAGCUUCUCACAACGCCCACAGACGCGUUUGACACCUUCUGUAUUUGUGCCGCCCCUGUUGUUGAGCAAUAUCGACAACCCUAAGUACCUCCGAAUUUCCCCCAUGACAUUUGCGUCGGCCAAUGGCGCCUUAAAAUCUGGCCUUUUGCACCACAUGAAGAACAGUCCGGCCAAGAACCCUCCCCUGGCCAAGGAGGUAAACCUUAUGAAGGUCUCGACACCGCUGUCCAUGGACCGGGUUCUCCAGCCGGCUCUUUUCGCUGGACUCAAACAAUACUUUGAGUCUCGCCGCCGGAUACUGAAGAGUGGCGAUCUUGUCGGCAUCAGUGUCGAUGAAGGGCUUGGUAGGGCAGUGUUCUCCGGAACUGCUGGCGGGGAAAAUGCAAACCAGGAAGACGAUAUCACCACCAGAUUAGGGCAAGGUCCCGGCGCUGAUAACACUGUCGCUCGCAAGGUUGGUGUCGCUUGGUUCCGCGUCGGACAAGUGGCUCCCAUCGCCGUUGAAGAAAUGGAAGAGACUGGCGAGGAUCAAUGGGGUGGUGUCGCUGUUAUUGACCCGACAAGCACCCGCAUGGUCCAGGCCGGUAGCGACAUUUCCAGGGUCCCUGGUAUUCUGGGUAAUGGUUGGGAGUACUGGCUGGGUGUCAAGACCAUCCCUAAGGCUAUUGGCGAUACGCUAGCGCCGCAUGGAAUCUUUGCAGAGCCUCCUCAGGCAUUCAUUGCUCCUCUGCAACAAAGAAUGCGGGAUUUGAUGGCCGCAGCGACAAGCCCCCGUGCAAUUCAACUGGGAAUGAAACCUGUUGUCAUUCUCAUCAAGUCACAACAGCGACAUAUCGGUAAGGCGACUGUCGCGACUCGGGCCUGUGCGGAUAUCGGUCUCCACACUUUUCCCAUUGACGCUUAUGAUAUCCUCACCGAGGGUGGUGCUAAUGGCGGCGAUGUCAAGACCGAGGCCUACCUGAAAGCUCGUGCUGAAAGGGCGUUCCACUGCGGUUCAAACUGUACCGCUCUGCUUAUUCGGCAUAUUGAGGUAUUGACCGCUGACCGGAUGGUCACGGCUAUGACCGAUAUUGUCAACGAGGCUAGAGUUAUCAUUGCCACAACUAGCGACGUUGAAGAGAUCCCUGAAGGCAUCCGAAGCAUGUUCACCCAUGAGUUUGAAAUGGGGGCUCCUGAAGAAAAGGAGCGUGAAGGCAUUCUGCGGAAUGCGGUUACGGAACGUGGUAUCAAGCUUGCUGCCGAUGUUGAGCUAGGAACGGUGGCGCUGAAGACUGCUGCUCUGGUUGCCGGCGACCUGGUUGAUGUCGUUGAGCGUGCCGCCGCCGCUAGGACAGCUCGUCUCGAGAAGCUUGCCGAGGAAGCCAGCAAACAAGUACCAGACUCACAGGUGUUCAUCCGGGAUGUUCUGCUCGCCGGAGGCGACGGUGCUCGCGGUGUGACGAAGGCGGACUUUGAUACUGCUGUCGAGGCAGCUCGGAAGAAUUUUGCCGACUCGAUUGGUGCUCCCAAGAUCCCUAAUGUCGGCUGGGAUGAUGUCGGUGGACUGAACAAUGUCAAGGAUGCUCUGAUCGAGACUAUCCAGCUGCCGCUUGAGCGUCCGGAGCUCUUCGCAAAGGGCAUGAAGAAGCGCAGCGGUAUUCUCUUCUACGGACCCCCUGGUACCGGCAAGACCUUGCUUGCCAAGGCUAUUGCUACCGAGUUCUCUCUCAACUUCUUCUCCGUCAAGGGCCCGGAGCUGCUCAACAUGUAUAUUGGUGAAUCCGAAGCCAACGUCCGUCGUGUUUUCCAGCGUGCUCGAGAUGCUCGCCCGUGUGUUGUAUUUUUUGACGAGCUGGACUCCGUUGCGCCUAAACGUGGCAACCAGGGAGAUAGCGGUGGUGUCAUGGAUCGUAUUGUCAGUCAGCUUCUCGCCGAGCUGGACGGAAUGAACGGUGGAGAGGAGAAUAGUGGCGGGGUGUUCGUCAUCGGCGCCACUAACCGCCCGGAUCUGCUGGAUACGGCCUUGCUUCGACCUGGCCGUUUCGACAAGAUGCUGUACCUCGGUGUGUCAGAUACACAUAGGAAGCAGGCGACUAUUCUGGAGGCGCUUACCAGGAAGUUUGCGCUAAACCCAGACGUGUCUUUGGAUAGGGUGGCUGAAAAGCUCCCACUGACGUAUACUGGUGCCGAUUUGUACGCUCUUUGUGGAGAUGCCAUGCUGAAAGCCAUCACGCGAAAGUCCACAGCUGUUGAUGAGAAGAUCAGGCAGCUACCGGGUGGCCCUGUCACCACUGCGUACUUCUUUGACCACCUAGCCAUUCCGGAGGACGUUUCAGUGACGGUAAUGGAAGAGGACUUCAUGGAGGCACAGGGGGAACUGGUUCCCAGUGUUAGUGCAAAGGAAUUGGAACACUUCGAGCGAAUUCGGCAAACGUUUGAGUCUGUCGACAAGCAGAAACAAGAUCCUGCAGCCGCCGCUCCUCAAACUAUUGCAGAGGCCAUGGAGGCGUUCAGCUUGGGUGAUUCAUCCUCCCCCGAAAUCCAGACGAGCAAUGGUGAAAACGGCUUUUCAGGAAGUAUUCAUGACCGUAUCAAAGGCUUGAAGCAAUGGCCUGGUGGUAUUGUCCGAAGUGCAUCCGGCCAAUCCAACACGAGCAGCAAAGGCAAAGGCAAGAGCAUCAAGAAGGGCAAAGACUCGCGAGCUGAAGCGGAGUCUGAUGGCUCAGUUGACGGCGAUGAAGAAGAUAUGGCAGAUGGUCUGGUAGAUGACGAUGAAGAUGACUAUAUCGUGAGAACCGACCAUUUGGCAAAUCCUAUGGAAGAAGUGGAGUAG
Penicillium atrosanguineum is the source of this 4362-nucleotide messenger RNA. It is a transcript of the gene pex6, whose product is annotated as AAA family ATPase peroxin 6. The coding region runs from base 1 to 4362 and encodes 1453 amino acids. The record is from RefSeq and is a predicted model, not a curated record. The transcript is spliced from 3 exons. Gene Ontology annotation, molecular function: ATP binding; ATP hydrolysis activity. Gene Ontology annotation, cellular component: peroxisomal membrane; cytosol. Gene Ontology annotation, biological process: protein import into peroxisome matrix. NCBI's taxonomy places the organism in Eukaryota, Fungi, Ascomycota, Eurotiomycetes, Eurotiales, Aspergillaceae.